This is a messenger RNA of Zingiber officinale, 1211 nucleotides long. Its product is annotated as vegetative cell wall protein gp1-like. The record is from RefSeq and is a predicted model, not a curated record. NCBI's taxonomy places the organism in Eukaryota, Viridiplantae, Streptophyta, Magnoliopsida, Zingiberales, Zingiberaceae. The coding region runs from base 106 to 1032 and encodes 308 amino acids. The transcript has 2 exons.
UUCUUUCACAAUCUCCACGGUCGCCACUCCCUGCGACUACAAAUAGGCCCUCGAUCUCCCUAAUUUGACGUAGUACGAUCGAUUAGUUAGCAUUCAGCGCCGGCGAUGGCAAGCCAACUGCCACCUUCGGGCCGCCCCUGGUUGCUCCGCCUCGCCUCACAGGCCGGCCGGGCCGAUCCGCAAGCCGAGGCGUCGUCGCCGCCGCAGCCGACAGCUCCCCAGCAGGCGCCGCGACCCGUCGGACUGCCCAUUCGCCAGGCUUCGUUGGCGCUCGGGCGGUCGCCUCUGGUGCCACCUGCCGCGGCGACCCAACCGUCACAGCCGCCGCCAGUAGCAACUCAGCCUGCGCCAUUACGUCCGUUUACACUCGCUACAAACGGUUCCGCCGUCGUUACGCCACGCCAGUCGCCGACGCCCCCUUUAGCGAUGGCGAGACGGUCUCCUCCUCCUCCGUCUCCCAAGGUGGUCACGCCAGAGCCCGCGCCGCCGAAGACGGUUCCUGAAAUCCAAGUGAAGCGCACCGUCGAAGAGCAGCAGCCGAAGAAAAAUGGAACUGCGGUAGAGGGAAUUAAGAACGGUGGCAAUGGCAACUUGAUCCCGCCGCCGCCGCCGCCGCCCUCUAUUAAUUCCGCGGCAGCAGAUCAGAAGGAGGAGAAAAAGUACUCCCCAGCAUCCGGAAAAGGCUGGGCAAUGCCGACGAGCGCCGCGGCGACGGCAGCAAACAAACAAGGAGCGAGAGAUCAUAUGGGGGGCAUCACCAUCGCCGGGUACAACGUCGGCGCUUUCAUGGAUCUCGGCACGUCUUCUUCGUCCUUCAGCCAUCAGAUACGGAGGCAGCAGGUCCGAUCCAUGAAAAUAGAUGAAUAUUCUGACGCAGAAGACGCGACGAAAACAGAGGGCAAGACGAAGAAGCCAUGGCCGUCGAUGGUGAACAACAACGUGCAGAGCGUGAACAACUCGUUGGUCUUCGGCACUCGGCUUGUGCAGGGCAGCCCCGGCGUGCACGUAAACCUCACCAAGAACCGCAAGUGAAGUUCGACAUCAUUCUCUUCAGCACUGAGUUCCUCUUCUUCUUUCUUGUUUUCCGCCGCCGCCGCUGCAGAUAGAGCAGCAGCAUGUUUCGGCCUAAAUAAUUACUACGCACUGUUUCCCUGGUUCUACUUGUUCGAGUUAAUUUAUCUUUUCUACCGAAUGAAUACUCUUUCCUAAUC